Phoenix dactylifera (date palm) is the source of this 777-nucleotide messenger RNA. NCBI's taxonomy places the organism in Eukaryota, Viridiplantae, Streptophyta, Magnoliopsida, Arecales, Arecaceae. The record is from RefSeq and is a predicted model, not a curated record.
AUGGAAGCAGAGCUUGCCAAGGCAUGCUUUGAGCAUAAGCUCUCGGUGCCUGAUGAAACUCAUGGCGGCGACGAGAAGGGAGCACGAGCGCAGCGAGCUCAGUGGCUCCGAGCUGCAAUCUUAGGGGCCAGUGAUGGCCUACUGUCCACAGCUUCUCUCAUGCUUGGAGUUGGAUCAGCCAAGGAAGAUCGCUGGUCUAUGAUCAUCUCUGGGGUCGCCGGCGCCGUCGCUGGUGCAUUCAGCAUGGCCGUCGGCGAGUUCGUGUCGGUGUCGAUGCAAAGGGACAUGGAAAUGGAAGGAAGAAAAACGAAGACAGUCGAGCAGCCUACGAUAACUUCAGUUACUAAAAACUUCAUUCCACCACCGCCACCGCCACCGCCACCGUCGCCGGCCAUACUAGCAGCUGCAUCACCGUCGCUGGGGAGGUCGCCAAUGAUGAGAGCAAUUGCAGCAGCUGGAAACAAGGAAGCAGUAGGCAAAGAUGAUGGUGGAGAGUCGCUGCCAAACCCGGCCAAGGCGGCGGCGGCGUCCGGGGUUGCGUUCAUGGCUGGUUCGCUGGUGCCGCUCCUGUCGAGCGCUUUCAUCAGCCAUUAUUCGACAAGGGUUUUGGUGCUUGUUAUCGCGACAUCGGUUGCUCUGGCCGGGUCUGGAGGACUAGGGGCUUAUCUGGGUGGGUCUCAGGUGAGGUCGUCGGCGACGAGGGUGCUGAUCGGAGGGUGGCUCUCAAUGGGGGUCACGUAUUUGUUGCUUAAGCCCCUAGACAAAGAUGACGGAUAG